This is a messenger RNA of Heteronotia binoei (common prickly gecko), 1848 nucleotides long. RefSeq names its product fibronectin type III domain containing 5 (gene FNDC5). Gene Ontology annotation, molecular function: protein binding. Lineage: Eukaryota; Metazoa; Chordata; Lepidosauria; Squamata; Gekkonidae. The transcript is spliced from 6 exons. Gene Ontology annotation, biological process: positive regulation of brown fat cell differentiation. The record is from RefSeq and is a predicted model, not a curated record. Bases 537 to 1217 code for a protein of 226 amino acids.
GAGGAGGGUCGGAGAGCUCUUCUUCCCCGGCCCCUUUCCGCUCUUUCUUUCCAUGAAUGGAGCUGCUCGCCUGAUGGUGGAGACGGCCCGCGGGCGGCACGUUUGCAUUUUGCAGAGACUGAGCCGCUCCUCCAGCCGCCGCCGCCGCCGCCGCCAGCAGCAGCUCUGCCUCUCUCCGCCGUUGCCGCCUCGGAGCCCAGCUGCCUCCCGCCGCCGCCGCCGCCGCCGCCGCGAAACUUUCUCCGGGCUCGGGCAGAGGGAGCGAGCCGGCCUGUCGGAGCUGCCGAAGCCGCAGCAGGAGGAGGCAGAAGCGGCGUCCCUCCCUCCCGCACGAGAAGCCCUGGACCGAAGGGCUGCGGCGCUGGGGAGCUCUCCGUGGUGCUGAAAUGCAUUUGCCCAGUCCGGCCCUGCGGGAAGGGGAGCCUGGCUCCUUCUCAGCCCUCUGAUCUGUUGCUGCUGGCCAGAAGGCUCUCCUCUUCCUCGAUGCUGGAUCGGGACCAUUGGGGCUGACAGAGCCAUUCCCAUGUGGAUGCAGUAUGGACCGCCGUUGGAGGAUGGAUCAAUUGCUUCUUUACAUCAAUGCAGCCCUCCUGGUUUAUUUCAACUGUGCCAGCUUGAGUCUAGUGGAUGCAGACAGCCCCUCUGCUCCAGUCAAUGUCACGGUCAAGCUUCUAAAAGCCAACUCAGCUAUGGUGACCUGGGAUGUUCUGGAAGAGGAAGUGGUCAUUGGAUUUGCCAUCUCCCAGCAGAAGAAGGACGUGCGCAUGUUGCGCUUCAUCCAGGAGGUGAAUACUACAACCCGCUCAUGUUCCCUCUGGGACCUGGAAGAGGACACCGAAUACAUCGUGCACGUGCAGUCUAUCAGCAUCCAAGGCCAGAGUCCGGCCAGCGAACCCGUCCACUUCAAGACCCCUCGGGAAGCUGAGAAACUGGCUUCCAAAAACAAAGAUGAAGUUACCAUGAAGGAGAUGGGAGAGAAAAAUCAGCAGCUACGAGCCGGGGAGAUUCUCAUCAUCGUUGUGGUCUUGUUCAUGUGGGCAGGGGUGAUUGCCCUGUUUUGCAGGCAGUAUGACAUCAUCAAAGACAACGAGCCAAAUAACAACAAGGAGAAAGCCAAAAACACGUCUGAAAACAGCACCCCCGAACACCAGAGUGGGGGGCUCCUGCGCAGCAAGUUUCCAAAAAACAAGCCCUCAGUGAACAUCAUUGAAGCAUGACAGACUGAUAGAUGGACUCUGAUUUUCUCCCUCCCUCCAAGAUUUGGCAACUGAAGAAGUGAAUAUUGUCAGAAUACUGUUGGAAAGAGACCUGCUCAGAUGCUAACUGUGGGUGGCAUCCUCUCCAUCAUGGUCCUGCCAGAAAAAGCCAACCCAACCUAACGUGGAGAAACUCUGCAUGGACCAAUAGGCAUAGAUUGUAAAUGGAGAAAGGAAUGUUUCCAUGAAAGAGGCCCACCUAGCAAUUUGGAGAAGUUCCCCCCCAGGGUGUGCUGCCCACCAACCAAUGUUCACCUGUUGGCAUGGCUAGUAGGGGUGUAGUCCUUCACUGUGACCUUCUCUGUCUUGUUCUCCCUCCACAUUUGUCUCCUGGGAAAUGUUCCGUCUCAUUGCUGAUUUGCUUGCCACAUACCACGGCUCCACGUCAAGCAGGAGGUGCCGCGGUGGACCCUCAACAAGGACACUGCUUGCCCCCACCUUCAUGGCAAUACUGGAGAAGGUCCUUCUUUUGACCACAGACCACACCAGGGACUUGGGCUGUAAAUUCCACUCAAAAGUCAUGCCGUUUGUGUUUUUAACAUAAACAACUAUUUGCAGGCACUCGGUUUUAUUUCUUUAAAACAAACAAAAA